Molecule: messenger RNA, 672 nt
Organism: Brettanomyces nanus
Lineage: Eukaryota; Fungi; Ascomycota; Pichiomycetes; Pichiales; Pichiaceae
Exons: 1
Coding region: 1-672 (223 amino acids)
Biological process (GO): regulation of DNA-templated transcription
Source: RefSeq, a predicted model, not a curated record
AUGACGGUCACUUCUCAACGUCGCAUACAUGGAAUAUCCAUAUCCAAACCUAUAAUGUAUGGCAAUAAUGCUGAGCAAAUUUCUGAGGCUAAUCCACUACCGCCGGGAGCACCCAAAGACCAUACACAUAUAUGGACACUCUUUGUAAAGGAUGCUACAGGACAAGAUAUGUCCUUAUACGUGAAGAAAGUGGUGUUUAAACUUCAUGAAACAUAUCCGAAUUCUAUGAGGACUGUUGAAAAGCCUCCCUUCGAGCUGCGAGAGUCCGGAUGGGGUGAGUUUGAAGUGGCCAUACGUAUCUAUUUCAACAGUGUAUGUGGAGAGAGAAACAUUACCUUCUACCAUAAUAUCAAGCUUCAUCCAUAUCCACCACAGGCUUUUAAUGGAAGUAUGGGUGCACCGGUGGUCGAUAAAGAAGGCAGGGUUCAGUCUAUUCUGUAUGAUGAAAUCGUGUUUAAUGAACCUACUGAGAAAAUGUUCAGGCUAUUGACGUCCACUCCUGGCUCUUUACUCCCAUAUAAGAGUAGCGAUACCCCAUUUACCAAAGAGUGUGAACGGGAAGAGACUGAUAGGUUGGACAAGGCCUUAAGAGUGGUACAGAGACAAUUGGAUAAGAGGACUAAAGAGUUUAGAGAUUUAGAGGUGGAUCGCCAGAGAUUGAUGCAAAUUUAG